This is a messenger RNA of Didymodactylos carnosus, 486 nucleotides long. NCBI's taxonomy places the organism in Eukaryota, Metazoa, Rotifera, Eurotatoria, Philodinida, Philodinidae. The record is from the annotation of a GenBank genome assembly.
AUGAGCGGUAACGCUAUUCUAGUAUUUAUUGUCCGUGUCAUGAAUACAUCCACAGAAUUAUUUUUAAAAGAUAACCGUUUUCUAAUGAAAACUAUUCUAAUUCAACCAUAUGAAUGUGAAAUUGGCAGAGAUUUUUAUCUUAUACUUUAUGGUUUAGUCGGCUAUUUGUGCACGUCAUUAAUAUUAGCAUGUCAUCUUCUCGUACAUACAUAUCUCUCAAAAAUAAAUUUUUAUAUCGCCGAUAUUGUUGAAACACAACAGAUCAUUCAACAGGAACAAAAAUUAAAUCAACAACGUGAAUACGAACGAAAACUUCAACAACAACAAUUUAUAAUGAUGCCAAAUCAAUAUCAACGUCAACUGGCAAAGCGUCUCACAUCAGUGUCUUCCAAUAAUGAUUCACCUGUAAUAGACAGAAUACAAAGACAAAGACCACAGUUCAGGAGAACAAUAUCCGACGCAUCAGCUGAUAGUGUAAUGGUUUAA